GUUGAUCAUCAUCUUCAGAGCAGCAGGUGAGGAGGUGCUGGAGCCCUGGCCAGGUGACCACACAUCAUCUCCAGGAGAAAGAAGGAGACUUGUGUGGAGGAAUCUCUGGGAAGCUUGGAGUCACCACCUGCCCAAGAAGAAGGUGCAUGGAUUCAGAGGUCUGCAGCUGAGUACUGGAGCCCUUGCUUGGAGAGUGGUCCUGGAUUUGGGGGGUUGGGGGGACAGGAUUGACCCUGUUUGAGGAGGAGGACAGGAGCCUCCGGAACUGUGAGCCAUGUUUCAACCAGCAGGGAAACGCUGCUUUACCAUUGAGUCUUUAGUGGCCAAGGACACCCACCUGACCUCAGAGGAACCUGUCAGACCCACAGCCCUGAGCUACCCCAGCUCCACAGCCGAAGCUUUUGUCAGUGGCUUCCCCAGUCCUGCUGGAAGGUCCCUGUACACUAACCCAGAACUGGUCUUCCCAGAGGCUGCUGUCACCCACCCACCACUAACUAUGCACCCACACCAGCUCCACCAGCACCCACACUCCUUCUAUGGAGCUCAGCACAGGGACCCCCUCAACUUCUACCCUUGGGUGCUCAGGAACAGGUUCUUCCCACACAGAUUUCAAGGCAGUGAUGUUUCUCAAGAGAGUUUACUCCUUCAUGGACCCUUCGCCAGGAAGCCUAAACGUAUCAGAACAGCGUUUUCCCCUUCGCAGUUGCUCCGGCUGGAGAGGGCCUUCGAGAAGAACCAUUAUGUGGUGGGAGCAGAGAGGAAACAGUUAGCAAGCAGCCUCAGCUUAUCAGAAACCCAGGUGAAGGUGUGGUUCCAGAACAGGAGAACCAAAUACAAGAGGCAGAAGCUGGAGGAGGAAGGUCCGGACUCCGAUCAGAAGAAGAAGGGCUCUCAUCACAUCAACAGAUGGAGAAUGGCCACCAAGCAGCCCAACGGAGAAGACAUUGAUGUCACGUCCAACGAUUAAAUGACAGGCCCCCGAGGCCACACAAGACUUUCACUGCAUCUCAUAGUGGAAUAAGGGACAUAUGAUAUAGACUGGGCGGUGAUGGGGUCUGGGUACAGAACUGCUGGGCCUGAUGAAGGUGCAGACGCCAUGUGCCCGUCAUAGACAGCGAUGCUGAAGGCCACACAUGGCUGUAGACACGGCUGGUUUCUCCAUAGACUUUUAUCAGCCAAUCCAAACCACGACCAUGGAUGGAAUGGGCUACAAGAAAUGAAGCAUCUCCCCUCGGCUUCUUUUAUCUGCCCCCUAAUUUUUUAAUUUAUUUUCUUUAUCUGAUAAAGGAAAGAACCUGUAGCUAUUACCAAUUUAGUGUGUAAAUGUGUGUUAAUAAAAAUAAUAUCACAACGUGG
Messenger RNA from Bufo gargarizans (Asiatic toad), 1356 nucleotides. RefSeq names its product empty spiracles homeobox 1 (gene EMX1). The coding region runs from base 275 to 967 and encodes 230 amino acids. Gene Ontology annotation, biological process: regulation of DNA-templated transcription; neuron differentiation; central nervous system development. Gene Ontology annotation, molecular function: DNA-binding transcription factor activity, RNA polymerase II-specific; DNA binding. The record is from RefSeq and is a predicted model, not a curated record. NCBI's taxonomy places the organism in Eukaryota, Metazoa, Chordata, Amphibia, Anura, Bufonidae. The transcript is spliced from 3 exons.